AUGUGGAUCGGUGUGUUCCCGAGAGUUUUCUUUGAUCGCGUAACGCAAGGGUUACGCGACGAUCUCGAGCAUGAGCGGAAUAGGCGUCUCCAGAUGGUGGACACUGCCUCGAAGCAUCGAGCUGAGUUUGCCUUUGCUCAGCUUGAGAACGAGAGAUCUCUGACAUCUCUUCGUGACGAGCUAAGGGUAGCUCGUGGGAUUGUUGAUCGGUCUCGGGCUGAGAUAACUGCUCUUCAGACCCUUGUUGAUGCCCACCAUCGGGAGCACAAGGCUCUCUGCGAGAUGCUUGAGCGCAAGGGCGUUCUUCAUCGGAAGAAGCAGCGUACUGAUGGUACGGCUUAA
Molecule: messenger RNA, 342 nt
Organism: Peronospora matthiolae
Lineage: Eukaryota; Oomycota; Peronosporomycetes; Peronosporales; Peronosporaceae
Source: the annotation of a GenBank genome assembly